Messenger RNA from Pollicipes pollicipes, 1939 nucleotides. RefSeq names its product Nuclear pore complex protein Nup88 (gene mbo). Gene Ontology annotation, cellular component: nuclear pore. The transcript has 14 exons. The coding region runs from base 89 to 1939 and encodes 616 amino acids. NCBI's taxonomy places the organism in Eukaryota, Metazoa, Arthropoda, Thecostraca, Pollicipedomorpha, Pollicipedidae. The record is from RefSeq and is a predicted model, not a curated record. Gene Ontology annotation, biological process: protein import into nucleus; ribosomal large subunit export from nucleus; ribosomal small subunit export from nucleus. Gene Ontology annotation, molecular function: protein binding; structural constituent of nuclear pore.
GUGCGUGCAGCACGUUUGAAAUUGAUUCGGACGUGAGCCCGUCGUUAUCCUGUUUAGCCCUGCACAUAUCAGUUAUUUUUGGCCCAAAAUGAAGCGCGUCCCAACGGCCAAGGAUUGGCUUAAGUGUUCGGAAGUAUUCAGCAAGCUACAAAAAGAUGCUAAGUCUGGUGAUGGUGACGCAGGUACCACGGAUUUGUUGGAUAUUUUUGAACAUUUUUUGUUUUUCUGGGAUUUUAAAGAGCAAGCUGUCCACGCCAUCAACUUGAAGUAUGAGAACUCUAGUAAUGAUGGAACUGAAUACCAGACGCUGCUGCUGACCAGCCCGCCGGUGGGGACCGUGAACCAGCUGCUGGUGUCGCCGUGCGGCCAGCGGCUGGCGCUGGUCGGCGCCAGCGGUGUCACGGUGGUCGAGCUGCCCAGCCGCUGGGGCCGGCACGGUCUGUACGAGGACGGCAAGAAUCGACUCUCAUGCACGUCCCGCCAAGUGGCCGGGCGCUUCUUCCACUGCAGCAAGCACGUGCGCGUGACCAAGGUGCGCUGGCACCCGGAGUCGCCGACCGACAGCCACCUGGUGGUGCUCUGCUGUGACAACUACCUCAGGGUAUAUGACGUGGCGACGGACCUGCAGACACCCAGUCACGUGAUGGCCCUGGGCGCCACCCACUCGGCCAUGCUGAGUAACAGUGCGGGCUUCACGUUCGUCCGCUCGCUUGGAGAGGUGGCCGUCUCGUUCGCCUUCAGUCCCCGGCUGCCGCCGCCAGAUGGUCAGGCCCCAGAGGAACGAGAACCCAUAGCAGUGUUCGUCCUCCGAGGCAACGGUGACAUCUAUCUGACGCACAUCAACCUCAUGGCGCCCGGGGAGCGGCUUCCGAUGCACGGUCCCGUGGCGAUGCACCCGGCGGCCGACGACAACUACGGCACGGAGGCGUGCGACCUGCUGUGCGUGGGCGGCACACCGGCCGUGCUGGUGGUGGCCACGCCCACCCGGCUCUACCACUGCGUCGUGCUUGACCGGCCCGACGACGGCGUCGACGACGGGAUUGGCUCCGACGCUGGAUCGUCGCAGUACAGCGCCUGCUUCGCGCUUGAGUCGGCUGGCGUCUCGCUGUACGUGUACGAGAGCGUCGAGCUGGACCUGGUGAUGGCACCGGCGGAGGACGACGACCCGGUCACCUCCCCCGUCCGGCUACAUCCCGACCCGGCUUCCGACUGCAGGUACUUCUGUAGCCAUGCGGCCGGCGUCCACGCCGUGGUCCUGCCUCUGAUCGCGGCCCUUGAGAAGUUCGCCGCCCAGCCCGAUGUCAGUGAGGAGCCGCUGGGCGAGCACGAGUGCGUGGUGAGCCACCUGGUGUGCACGCGCACGGUGGCCUCGUCGCCCAGCUGUCCGGUGCUGGGGCUGGCCGUCAUCCCGCACCCGCUGCUCAUGGUCGUCCUGCUGGCCACCCACGAGGUGCUGCUGCUGUCACUGACGACCAGGUUCAAGCCGCCGCUGCCGGAGGCCGCCGCGCCCGACGAGGACGCGGUGAGACCGCCCCAGGACGCCGGCGAGCCGUUCGACGCGCACGUGCGCCGGCUGCUUGAGCGGGACGCCAGUGAGAACCACCACCAGCUGGUGCGCAGGACGGAGGCGGUGUACCAGAGCUGCCAGCGUGACGUGCCGGUGCUCUCGGACGCCGAGCGGGACGCCGCGCGACAGCUGAAGGAGCUGGGGUCCCCCGCCGACCUCAGGAGGCGACUGGACAUCGUGCGCGACAAGAUCGACUACCAGAGGAGACAGGCGAGCGUGGAGCGGGCGAACAAGCAGCGCCAGGAUCGGCAGCUGGCAGCGCUGGCGGCCGCGCCGCGCGAGCGCAUCCGCGCCGAGCUCGUCGCGCAGGGCGACCAGAUCGCCGCGCUCGUGCGCAGCGUGCAGGAUGCCCGCAAGACGCUGGGGCUCUGA